This is a messenger RNA of Erinaceus europaeus (western European hedgehog), 1620 nucleotides long. It is a transcript of the gene DCN, whose product is annotated as decorin. The record is from RefSeq and is a predicted model, not a curated record. NCBI's taxonomy places the organism in Eukaryota, Metazoa, Chordata, Mammalia, Eulipotyphla, Erinaceidae. Gene Ontology annotation, molecular function: protein binding. The coding region runs from base 347 to 1420 and encodes 357 amino acids. The transcript has 8 exons.
AGAAUUCUAAGCAGAUGCAAAAGGAAUAAAAGUAACUGGGGAGGGGAAAAAAAGGCCGAUAAAGUUUCUGGCUCCGUUACAAGAGACAUAUCAUUACCAUAUGAUCUAAUGUGGGUGUCAGCUGGAUUGAGUUCAUUGAGAGAAACGGUAUUUUUUUUAACUGCUAUGCAGUAGAAGCAGGAGGUUUGACAGUCAAAGAGGAGUACCUACCCCUCCUCCUUUCCACACCUGCAAAUUCUUUCACUGGGGCUGAACUGAGUAUCAUUACAUCUCAGCUCUGAGGGUUCCUGUGGCAAUUCCCCGGAUUAAAAAGAUUCUCUGGGUGUGAUAAUAAGUGCAAUAAGCCAUGAAGACAACCAUCAUCUUCUUCCUGCUUGCACACGUUUCCUGGGCCGGCCCAUUCCAACAGAGAGGCUUAUUUGACUUCAUGCUAGAAGAUGAGGCAUCAGGGCUUGCCCCAGAAGAAACUUUUCCUGAAGACCCUCACACAGAGGCUCUGUGUCCUUUCCGCUGUCAGUGUCACCUGCGUGUCGUCCAGUGUUCCGACCUGAGUCUGGACAAAGUGCCAAAAAGCCUUCCCCCAGACACAAUGCUUCUGGACCUGCAAAACAACAAAAUCACCGAAAUCAAAGACGAUGACUUUAAGAACCUCAAGAACCUUCAUGCACUGAUCCUUGUCAACAACAAAAUCAGCAAAAUCAGCCCUGGGGCAUUUACACCUUUGGUGAAACUGGAAAGAUUGUAUCUGUCCAAGAAUCACUUGAAGGAGUUGCCUGACAAAAUGCCCAAAACUCUCCAGGAGCUUCGUGCCCAUGAGAACGAGAUCACCAAAGUGAGAAAAGCCGUGUUCAAUGGGAUGAACCAGAUGAUUGUCAUAGAACUGGGUACCAAUCCUCUGAAGAGCUCCGGCAUUGAGAAUGGAGCCUUCCAGGGCAUGAAGAAACUUUCCUACAUCCGUGUCGCCGACACCAAUAUAACCACCAUCCCCCAAGGCCUUCCUCCCUCCCUUACUGAAUUGCAUCUGGAUGGCAACAAAAUCACCAGAAUUGAUGCAGGAAGCCUCAAGGGGCUGAAUAAUUUGGCUAAGCUGGGACUGAGUUUCAACAGCAUCUCUGCAGUGGACAAUGGUUCUCUGGCCAACACACCUCAUUUGCGGGAGCUUCACCUGGACAACAACAAACUGACCAAAGUGCCUCCUGGUCUGGCAGAACACAAAUACAUACAGGUGGUUUACCUUCACAACAACAACAUUUCUGCAGUUGGACUCAAUGACUUCUGCCCACCUGGAUACAACACCAAAAAGGCUUCUUAUUCCGGAUUGAGCCUUUUCAGCAACCCAGUCCUGUAUUGGGAGAUCCAGCCAUCCACCUUCCGCUGUGUCUACAUGCGCUCGGCCAUUCAGAUCGGGAACUACAAGUAAUUAGCAAGAAAGCCCUCAUUUGCAUAACCUAACACAACCCCAUUAAUGUCCUUGCUCAGAAAAAAAAUAAUGAUAAUAAAAAGGUAGAUACUGGAGACCUGACUGCCACGUGGAUGUUUACCGCACACGAUUUACUAUGCAUACGAUCCAAUACACAGUUCAAAUAAUUGCCUACAAUAAAACAUAUAUACUAUCUGCCA